CUCAGUUCGUCUCUUCCUUUCGCGCCGGUAGCUGUAGAGCAGCGCGUCCAUGUGCGCAUCGAUUGGGACUUCAUAGUUCACAGAACCUAUCGAAACCGAGCCAUAACACAGUCCAAGACAUGGAUCCCAACUCCCUGAUUGAGGCCCUUCGGGGAACCAUGGACCCGAACUUGCGUGAGGCCGCGGAGAGACAGCUGAAUGAGGGACACUCCCAGGUGAACUUUGUCUCAACGCUGCUGCAGGUCACCAUGUCCGACCAGCUGGAUCUGCCCGUCAGACAAGCAGGUGUGAUCUACCUGAAGAACAUGGUGACGCAGUACUGGAAUGAGGGAGAGGUGGCAAGCGGGGAGCAGCCCACCAACCACAUCCCAGACGAGGACCGGCUGUUCAUCAGGGACAACAUCGUGGAGGCCAUCAUCCACUCCCCUGAGCGCAUCCGAGUGCAGCUGACGACGUGCAUCCACCACAUGAUCAAGCACGACUACCCCGCCAAGUGGACGGCCAUCGUGGACAAGAUCGGCUUCUACCUGCAGUCAGACAACAGCGCCGGCUGGCUGGGCAUCCUGCUCUGCCUGUACCAGCUGGUCAAGAACUACGAGUACAAGAAGCCAGAUGAGCGCAGCCCCUUGGUGGCUGCCAUGCAGAUCUUCAUGCCCAUGCUGAAGGAUCGCUUCAUCCAACUGCUCCCUGACCCCUCCAGUGACUCUGUUUUGGUCCAGAAGCAGAUUUUCAAGAUCCUCUACGCGCUCUUCCAGUACAACCUGCCCCUGGAGCUGAUUAAUCGGCAGAACCUGACGGAGUGGAUGGAGAUCUUGAAGACGGUGGUGGACAGAGACGUGCCGCAGGAGACACUGCAGGUGGAUGAGGAUGACCGGCCCGAGCUGCCCUGGUGGAAGUGUAAGAAGUGGGCUCUGCACAUCCUGGCCCGGCUCUUUGAAAGGUACGGCAGUCCGGGGAACACCACCAAAGAGUACACGGAGUUCGCCGACCUGUUCCUGAAGGGCUACGCCGUGUCCGCGCAGCAGGUCCUGCUCAAGGUCCUUUAUCAGUUCAAGGAGAAGCAGUAUGUAGCACCCAGAGUCCUGCAGCAGACCCUCAACUACAUCAACCAGGGCAUCGCCCACGCCAUCACCUGGAAGAACCUCAAGCCGCAUAUCCAGGGGAUUAUUCAGGACGUGGUCUUCCCCCUUAUGUGCUACACAGACAGCGACGAGGAGCUCUGGCAGGAGGAUCCUUACGAGUACAUCCGCAUGAAGUUUGACGUGUUCGAGGACUUCAUCUCCCCCACCACCGCGGCCCAGACCCUGCUCUUCACGUCCUGCAACAAGAGGAAAGAAGUGCUUCAGAAGACCAUGGGCUUCUGCUACCAGAUCCUCACCGAACCCACCGCUGACCCACGCAAGAAAGAUGGCGCUCUCCAUAUGAUCGGCUCUCUGGCAGAAAUCUUACUGAAGAAAAAGAUCUACAAAGACCAGAUGGAGUUCAUGCUGCAGAACCACGUCUUCCCCCUGUUCAGUAGUGAGCUGGGCUACAUGAGAGCCAGGGCUUGCUGGGUCCUGCACUACUUCUGCGAGGUCAAGUUCAAGAGCGACCAGAACCUGCAGACGGCCCUGGAGCUGACCCGACUCUGCCUCAUCAACGACAACGAGAUGCCCGUCAAAGUGGAGGCCGCCAUCGCCCUGCAAGUGCUCAUCAGCAACCAGGAGAAAGCCAAGGAAUACAUCACGCCAUACAUCCGGCCGGUGAUGCAGGCGCUCCUCCACAUCGUCCGGGAAACAGAGAACGAUGACCUCACCAACGUCAUCCAGAAAAUGAUCUGCGAGUACAGCGAGGAGGUCACGCCCAUUGCCGUGGAGAUGACCCAGCAUUUGGCGAUGACCUUUAAUCAGGUGAUCCAGACGGGUCCUGACGAAGAGGGCGGUGAUGACAAAGCAGUGACAGCCAUGGGAAUCCUGAACACCAUCGACACACUGCUCAGUGUGGUGGAGGACCACAAGGAGAUCACCCAGCAGUUGGAGGGAAUCUGCUUGCAGGUGAUAGGGACUGUGCUGCAGCAGCACGUCUUGGAGUUCUACGAGGAGAUCCUGUCCCUGGCCCACAGCCUGACGUGUCAGCAGGUGUCCCCGCAGAUGUGGCAGCUCCUCCCAUUGGUCUUUGAGGUGUUCCAGGAGGACGGCUUCGACUACUUCACAGACAUGAUGCCUCUUCUGCACAACUACGUGACCGUGGACACCGACACGCUCCUGUCCGACACCAAAUACUUGGAGAUGAUCUACAGUAUGUGCAAGAAGGUUCUGACAGGGGACCCAGGGGAGGACCCAGAGUGCCAUGCAGCCAAGCUAUUGGAAGUCAUCAUACUGCAGUGCAAAGGGCGUGGCAUUGACCAGGUGGUGCCCCUGUUCGUGGCGGCGGCACUGGAGAGGCUGACGCGGGAGGUGAAGACCAGCGAGCUGAGGACCAUGUGCCUGCAGGUGGCCAUCGGCGCCCUGUACUACAGCCCCCCCCUGCUGCUCAACACGCUGGAGAACCUGCGCUUCCCCAACAACACCGAGCCCAUCACCAACCACUUCAUCUCUCAGUGGCUCAAGGACAUCGACUGCUUCCUGGGGCUCCACGACAGGAAGAUGUGCGUGCUGGGCCUGUGCGCGCUCAUGGACUUGGAGCAGCGGCCGCAGGCCAUCAACCAGGUGGCCGGCCAGCUGCUCCCCGCCACCAUCCUGCUCUUCAACGGCCUGAAGAGGGCGUACGCCUGCCGGGCCGAGCACGAGAACGACGAGGACGACGAUGACGAGGACGGCGAGGAGGACGAGGAGCACGCGGAGCUGGGCAGCGAUGAGGACGACAUUGACGAGGAGGGCCAGGAGUACCUGGAGAUGCUGGCCAAGCACGCGGGCGAGGACGGCGACGACGAGGACUGGGAGGAGGAUGACGCGGAGGAGACGGCCCUGGAGGGCUACACCACCGCCGUGGACGACGAGGACAACCUGGUGGACGAGUACCAGAUCUUCAAGGUCAUCCUGCAAAAUCUACAGACGCGAGACCCAGCGUGGUACCAGGCGCUCACCCAGACUCUCGAUGAAGAACAAGGAAAGCAACUUCAAGAUAUCGCCACACUCGCAGACCAGAGGCGAGCCGCGCACGAAUCGAAAAUGAUUGAGAAGCACGGCGGAUACAAGUUCACCGCUCCAGUGGUGCCAACCAACUUCAAUUUUGGAGGCAACGCUCCAGGAAUGAAUUGAGUCGUCCUCUCCCUUUCUUACUCUCUGACUGAUUGUAGUGAAGUGAAAAUAAGCUUGUGUUGUUCCCUCAAGUAGUGGUUCCAGAGCUGGUUCUUCUCACUCACUCUUCAACCUGGACUGUAUGAAUUUGGACUUGGCACCAGAAGAUGUGGGAAAGCAACCAAAUGCAACCAAUGGCUGGGAAAACUUAGAGAAUUUGAACGUGAAGCAAGAAAGAAGAAAAAGCAGCUCCAAAAAACGUCCUAUGGAAUCCAAAUUGUGGAGGGGGUUACCAUAAUGGCAGCUCUUUUUCUCUGUCCUCGUGAACCAGCUGGGGACAAAAUCCAAUAAAUACAAAAUUGACAAUAGGGCAUAAAGGCUUAAUUGAUUUCACAGUAUAGUCUAGAACACCACUCUUUAAAUUUAUACCUAUGGCAGUAGUGUUUGUCUACAUUUUUUGCAUUAACAAAUUGCCAUGUUUAUGUAUAUAAGCCAAGGUUCUGUUGUAGCCUUGUGGAAUGACCUUAGGCAUUUGGAAGGUGUAAGCGAGUGUAUUCAUAUGUAGCAUAUUGGAUACAUGUCAAGGCUCUACACAAUGCCUGAUAUCUGUAAAUUAAUGACUAGCACUUUCUUAGUGUUCAGGUCUCCUAGCCUUCUGUAUCAGACUGCAAAUUUUUAAAAAAUCAAUUGAGAUUAUUUAAAAAAAUGACAGGUGUUAACUUUAUUACACUGCAGGUGACUUCUGGUUGUGGCUGGUUGUCACGUGUACGGAUGUUAUGUUGUAUAAUCGGUGACAUCACUGCUACCAAAAUGGCUACACUCUGGGAUCCUGGGACAAAAGAGGAAAGCUCUUGGUCUUCGAUUUGGACAUAAGUUGUGUUGUAAGCACUGAAAGUCGGUUGAAUACUUCAUUGAAGCAUGUACAAUUGGACUUGAUCAUGAAGCUCUCAAACAUUUGGUUGAUGUAUGAAUGAGCCAUCUAUAUAUACAACAAUAUAUUAAAAACAAAAGUUGGGAUACAUGUGA
This is a messenger RNA of Anguilla anguilla (European eel), 4244 nucleotides long. RefSeq names its product importin-7-like. NCBI's taxonomy places the organism in Eukaryota, Metazoa, Chordata, Actinopteri, Anguilliformes, Anguillidae. The transcript has 25 exons. Gene Ontology annotation, cellular component: cytosol; nuclear envelope. The coding region runs from base 120 to 3239 and encodes 1039 amino acids. Gene Ontology annotation, biological process: protein import into nucleus. Gene Ontology annotation, molecular function: small GTPase binding. The record is from RefSeq and is a predicted model, not a curated record.